AUGUUGGUGCACUUAUUUCGGGUCGGAAUUCGGGGUGGCCCUGUCCCAGGCAGGCUGAUACUACCCCUCCGCUUCCAGACAUUCGCGGCCGUCAGGUGCUCUGAUGGCCGCCACAGCUCCUACCUCCUCAGGGCUGUGGCCCAGCUGCGCUCCCAGCUCCGGGCUCACCUCCUUCGAGCGCCUCCAGCUCCCAGCCAAAGACCCUCUGCCUGGCGCUGGGUUGGGGGCAUCCUUCUGGGCCCCGUGCUGUUGAGUAAGUGCCCCCGCUUCUGCCUUGUGGCGCUGUGUGAGGCAGAAGAGGCCCCUCCUGCCUGCUCCAGACCUUGUGUCGGGGAUUCCCGCUUUAACUGGAAGCUCUUCUGGCAGUUUCUGCGCCCCCACCUGCUGGUCCUGGCGGCAGCCAUCGUGCUGGCACUGGGUGCGGCCCUGGUGAAUGUGCAGAUCCCCCUGCUCCUGGGCCAGCUGGUGGAGAUUGUGGCCAAGUACACAAGGGACCAUGUGGGCAGCUUCCUGACUGAGUCCCGGAAUCUCAGCACCUACCUGCUCAUCCUCUAUGGCAUUCAGGGCCUGCUGACCUUCGGGUACCUGGUAUUGCUGUCCCGCAUCGGCGAGCGCAUGGCCGUGGACAUGCGGAGGGCCCUCUUCAGCAACCUGCUUCGACAAGAUAUUGCUUUCUUCGAUGCUAAAAAGACAGGGCAGCUGGUGAGCCGACUGACAGCUGAUGUGCAAGAGUUUAAAUCAUCUUUCAAACUCGUCAUCUCCCAGGGACUGCGAAGCUGCACCCAGGUGGCUGGCUGCCUGGUGUCCCUGUCUAUGCUGUCCCCCCGCCUCACGCUGCUGCUGAUGGUGGCCACACCCAUUCUUAUGGGAGUUGGCACCCUAAUGGGCUCAGCUCUCCGAAAGUUGUCUCGCCAGUGUCAGGAGCAGAUUGCAAGGGCGACAGGCGUAGCAGAUGAGGCCCUGGGCAACGUUCGGACCGUGCGGGCCUUCGCCAUGGAGCAUCGGGAAGAGGAACGCUACGGAGCAGAGCUGGAGGGGUCCCGCUGUAAGGCAGAGGAGCUGGGCAGGGGCAUCGCCUUGUUCCAGGGGCUCUCCAACAUUGCCUUCAACUGCAUGGUCUUAGGCACUCUGUUUAUUGGGGGCUCCCUUGUGGCUGGACAGGAGCUGACAGGGGGAGACCUCAUGUCCUUCCUGGUGGCCUCCCAGACGGUGCAGAGGUCCAUGGCCAACCUCUCUGUCCUGUUCGGCCAGGUGGUGCGGGGGCUCAGUGCGGGUGCCCGGGUGUUUGAGUACAUGACUCUGAGCCCGUGCAUUCCGCUGGCUGGGGGCUGCUGCAUCCCCAGAGAGCACCUGCGCGGGGCCGUCACGUUCCACAACGUCUGCUUCAGUUACCCCUGCCGCCCUGGCUUCCAGGUGCUCGAAGACUUCAGCCUCGCGCUGCCCCCUGGCAAGAUCGUGGCCCUCGUGGGCCAGUCCGGCGGAGGAAAGACCACGGUGGCUUCCCUGCUCGAGCGCUUCUACGACCCCACGGCCGGCGUAGUGACCCUGGAUGGGCGGGACCUGCGAACCCUCGAUCCCUCCUGGCUCCGAGGCCAGGUCAUCGGCUUCAUCAGCCAGGAGCCAGUCCUGUUCGGAACGACGAUCAUGGAGAACAUCCGUUUUGGGAAGCUGGGUGCCUCGGAUGAAGAGGUUUACGCAGCUGCCCGGGAGGCCAAUGCCCACGAGUUCAUCACCAGCUUCCCCGAGGGCUACAACACCAUAGUUGGUGAGCGGGGUGCAACCCUGUCUGGUGGCCAGAAGCAGCGCCUAGCCAUUGCCCGUGCCCUCAUCAAGCAGCCCACGGUGCUGAUCCUGGACGAGGCAACCAGCGCACUAGACUCAGAGUCCGAGCGGGUCGUGCAGGAGGCCCUGGACCGCGCCAGCACUGGCCGCACGGUGUUGGUCAUCGCACACCGGCUCAGCACCGUGCGUGGGGCCCACCACAUCGUCGUCAUGGCCCACGGCCAAGUCUGUGAGGUGGGAACCCAUGAAGAGCUCCUAAAGAAGGGUGGGCUCUAUGCGGAGCUCAUCCGGAGACAGGCCCUGGAUGUCCCAGCUCCCGAGAUGCCCAGAGGCCCCAGGAACCGCCACCCCAAGUCCUGA
This is a messenger RNA of Puma concolor (puma), 2142 nucleotides long. RefSeq names its product ATP binding cassette subfamily B member 8 (gene ABCB8). Gene Ontology annotation, molecular function: ABC-type oligopeptide transporter activity; ATP hydrolysis activity; ATP binding. Lineage: Eukaryota; Metazoa; Chordata; Mammalia; Carnivora; Felidae. Gene Ontology annotation, biological process: oligopeptide export from mitochondrion. Gene Ontology annotation, cellular component: mitochondrial inner membrane. The record is from RefSeq and is a predicted model, not a curated record.